AUGGCUAACCACUAUGGCCAGGACAUACUGGAAUUCCUAUUGGCAUGGCAGCAUUAUCUACUGAGAUGGGGCAUCAAGGACGGCAAGGGUUAUUGGAAACAAUUAAUGAAGGAUGUUGAGACCAUAUUCAAGGACGUAACAAAAGCGAUCACCCAAGGUAGCGGCGAGAACGCCGGUAUUUGUGGAAGUAUAUAUACCGGAGCGGAAACAAAUGUGUCCACAUGCAAAAGCAGGUGCCAUGAAAUUGCAAACCUUAUGCUGUACAUAAAGGGAUACAGUUACAGUACGGGUAAUUGGACAAAAAGACUGGUGGAUGACAGCAGCGGCGAGAUGUUUAUGGAAUAUUUAAGAUGUACACUUGCGACUGAGGUUUUACUACAAGUGUAUGGGACAACUAGUGACCACCAGGAAGUAAUAAAGAAAGUUAAGGAACAACUGGCGAAAACGGAUGCACCAGGGCAAAAGCAAUAUGAGCCAGGGGUGUGUGAGGACCAGGAUUAUGGGCCCGUUAUAUUCGGAUUACGUGGCAUUGGCGAGGCCUUAAACACUAGGCUGCAGAAGUGGCAACAGGGUUUGGCAGGAGGCAACACACGCACUACACAUGGCACAGGACAAACGUGUGCUUGGGCACACAGGCAGCGCGCGGAGAGUGACCAGAAGUGCCAUGAAGAGGCGGGGGUGAUAACCAAGGACUCUGAGCUCAUGAGGGACAUCAAGUACUGGGUGGAACAUGGUCCGGCCUUUCAGCGCGUGAAGAAGAUGUUAGAUGAUAUCCAGAAACAAGGACCAUCCAAGGAGAAAUGUCAAGUACUGAACAAGGUAAAGGACGAAGUCAAAAAAGUGAAGGACACAGUGACAAGGAUGGCAACGACCGCUGCGGGUGGACAAGCGGCAGGAGGACGAGGAUUAGGACGUGGAUCCGUAGGAGGACCCGGGAAAGUGGGAUCAUCACGACCUGCAACAGGACCAGGGAGACCACGGCGGCCUACACCUCCGGCACCGCAGGCGGAGCCACCGAAUGCGAAGACCAGCGCCGCCAAACCAGUACCAGCCAAGCCGGUCGACAGCGACGGCAACGCUACCAAACCAGUAGCGGCGACACCCGUGGCAACGAACAUGGCAACGCAGACGCGGUCCAGGCGCAUGGCACGACGUGGUGGUGAUGCUGGUGGUGCCGUAGGAGAGAAGGGGAAGGGGAAGAAGCACGAAACACAGGAGAAGUGUCAAGGGGAGAAAAUAUUAGAUUGGAGGCCUAGGACAAUCUACGUGGAGCAUGGUUAUAGUGUAAGUUUGAGUACAGUCAGAAAGGAAGAGGACGAAAGAGGAACAGACGGCACCGAUAAUUUAUUCAUACGGCGACAUGCAUAUGUGUAG
Plasmodium fragile is the source of this 1374-nucleotide messenger RNA. RefSeq lists its product as uncharacterized. Bases 1 to 1374 code for a protein of 457 amino acids. The record is from RefSeq and is a predicted model, not a curated record. Lineage: Eukaryota; Apicomplexa; Aconoidasida; Haemosporida; Plasmodiidae. The transcript is spliced from 2 exons.